AUGACGUCGUCUCUCCUCUCUGAUCUGAUGAACCUCAACCUCUCGGAAUCCGGCGAGAAGAUCAUCGCCGAAUACAUAUGGGUCGGUGGUUCUGGUUUGGACGUGAGAAGCAAAGCAAGGACUCUGCCUGGGCCUGUGUCAGACCCAUCAAAGCUACCCAAGUGGAACUACGACGGUUCGAGCACAAAACAAGCUCCAGGGAAGGACAGUGAAGUUGUGUUGUAUCCCCAGGCUAUUUUCAAGGACCCGUUCAGAAGAGGGAACAAUAUCCUGGUGAUAUGCGAUUGCUAUACACCAGCUGGAGAGCCGAUCCCUACCAAUAGAAGGGCUGCUGCUGCCAAGAUAUUCAAUAACCCUGCUGUUGCCGCCGAAGAGCCUUGGUAUGGAAUUGAGCAAGAGUACACUUUUCUUCAGAAGGAUAUAAACUGGCCCCUCGGAUGGCCCGUUGGUGGCUUCCCUGCUCCACAGGGGCCAUACUACUGUAGUGCUGGAGCAGACAAGGCCUUUGGGCGUGAUAUAGUCGAUGCUCACUACAAGGCAUGCAUCUAUGCUGGAAUCAAUAUCAGUGGCAUCAAUGCUGAGGUUAUGCCAGGCCAGUGGGAAUUUCAAGUUGGUCCUUGUGUCGGUAUUACUGCCGGUGAUCAAAUAUGGGCUGCUCGAUACAUCCUUGAGAGAAUCACAGAAAUGGCAGGAGUUGUUCUUUCCUUGGAUCCUAAACCAGUCAAGGGUGAGUGGAAUGGAGCUGGUGCUCACUGUAACUACAGUACCAAGUCGAUGAGAAAUGACGGUGGGUAUGAGAUAAUCAAGAAGGCAAUCGAAAAACUGAAACUGCGGCACAAGGAGCACAUUGCUGCUUAUGGAGAAGGCAACGAGAGGAGACUGACCGGUCGAUGUGAGACUGCUGACAUUCACACUUUCUCCUGGGGAGUAGCAAACAGGGGAGCCUCCGUUCGUGUUGGUCGUGAUACUGAGAAAGAAGGCAAAGGGUAUUUUGAGGACAGAAGACCAGCAUCAAACAUGGAUCCCUAUCUUGUGACAUCUAUGAUUGCGGAGACCACCAUUCUUGGCUAG
Fragaria vesca subsp. vesca is the source of this 1071-nucleotide messenger RNA. Its product is annotated as glutamine synthetase nodule isozyme-like. Lineage: Eukaryota; Viridiplantae; Streptophyta; Magnoliopsida; Rosales; Rosaceae. The transcript has 12 exons. Bases 1 to 1071 code for a protein of 356 amino acids. Gene Ontology annotation, molecular function: glutamine synthetase activity. Gene Ontology annotation, cellular component: cytoplasm. The record is from RefSeq and is a predicted model, not a curated record.